AAUGAAUUUUCCUAGAUUUACAAUAAUCAGGCUAAUUACUGUUUUACUUUUAUUGUUUCUUUAUUUUGUUCUUCAAUCGGACUACUGGUUCUCUCAGAGAACAUAUAUCUUGCCUAAACUUCACGAAAAGUCGAGUAAUCGCAGCUCUCUUCCAUUAAAGUCUGCUGAAUGGCAUAUAUUCUAUUCUCAAGGUACCAGUUUAUACGUUCACAGAGCAAUAUACGAUAGUAGAAAAUUUGAAAAUUGGCAAAGCCCUUGCGUAACGCUCUAUGUUCUUAGUAAUGUGAGGAGGGUGAAGUCUAUAGGAUCCAUCUUUUGUAAGUAUGGGAAUGCGAAGGAGGUUGAGGCGGUGGUCUUGUGGACUAACGAAGCGUAUAGGUAUCCUUUUACGGGCCUCCAAGAAUACGUUAUUCAUUGCCCAAUAAAUGUUCAAAUAGUACCAAACCGAAUAAAAAUUCGAAAGGAGAAGGAAGUGGCAGAACUCACUAUUGAAAAACCUCAACCAGGUAAUGAAGUUAUAUCAGUAUGCGUACCAAUUACAUAUGGUUCUUUCGAUACAAAACAACUAAUUGAAUGGUUCGAAUUUCUGAGAUUCUUCGGUGUUAGAACAAUUGAUAUAACUAUUUGGAGAGUUCCUGACAAUGUUCUCAAAGUUUUCAAGUAUUACGAACAGCAAAAUGUUGUCUUUAUUAAUAAAAUGGAAUUACCUUUCAAGGUCUCAAUUGAUUCAAGGCAGAAUAAAUUAAAGCCUAGCCGUAAGCCUUAUUUAAUAAAGGCGUUUAUGCCAAUGGCUCUAAAUGAAUGUUUUAUUAUGAAUCAUCUUCGCUCAAAAUAUGUUUUAUCACUCGAUUUCGAUGAGCAUAUUAUCAUGAAUUCGUCACAUUUUUCAAGUUUUCACGAGCUCAUUCAGAGCUAUGAAAAACCAGGAUUAGUUCAAGUGGAACUUUGCAAAUUAAGAUACGAUGUCAGUUGUAAUAUGAAAGUAGACGAUAAAUAUUUUAUUUUUCAGCAUAGAUAUAGGCAAAAUAUAUCAUCUGCUUCAGUUCUCGAUAACCCCAAAUCGUUUAUAACUACUUCAAAUUGUCCAUAUAUUGGCAACCAUUUUUGUGUAUGGUAUAACGAAAAGAGUCAGAAAGAGUUCCCAAAAGUAAAGCUCCAUUUGGCUCAUAUAGCUCACUACCGAAAGUGGAAAACUUGCGGCGAGGAGCUUGAAUAUUUUGAAUUGGAUGAUGCUUUACUUCCUUUCAAAUCAGAUUUAACUGCAAGAUUCGAUAGAGAGAUGCGAAAAUACCAAGAAUUUUACAAGUUAAACUAA
This is a messenger RNA of Dimorphilus gyrociliatus, 1315 nucleotides long. Lineage: Eukaryota; Metazoa; Annelida; Polychaeta; Dinophilidae. The record is from the annotation of a GenBank genome assembly.